CCGACAUGAAUUAAAAACACCAGCUGUUAGAAAAAUAAAUCGGAAAAAAGCAGAGAGUAGAAAUAGCAAAGAAAUUGGAUUUGAUACUCCAUUGUCAACAGUGGCUAGAAAUGCUUCAGUUCAGGUUUUAUCUACUGGUGCCUAUGGAAUGGGACGAUCAGUUGUACUUAGAACAGGCAAUCAAAUGUAUCUGUUCAACUGCGGGGAAGGCACGCAAAAAAUAUUGACAGACAAUGGCAUAACUCUUUCACAAGUUGACGAUUUUUUUAUCACAUUCAAUUCUUGGGACAAUACUGGUGGCAUUUUUGCUUUUUUCAUUCAUUCUUCUAUGUCUACGAAUCCCUCUAAAGAAGUGCUUCGUUGUCAUGGACCAUCAUUUGUGGAAAAAGUCAAGGCUAUGCUGGUGAUUGCCUCAGAUAAGAAACGGAAUUUUUUUCCUACUUGUGAGCAGCGUGGUAUAAAAGAUUUAAAGUUUAAAGAUGAUCAAGUAACUGUUGAAUAUGUUGAACUCCUUCAUGCUGCAUCUGAUGGAAAGACACCACAGCUUUAUGAUAGUUGGGCAUUUAAGAAGAAAGUUUUUAAUGAAAUUGAAGGAUCAAAUGGGAUUUAUGAAACUGCAUUAAACGGGAAGAAAACGGUGAUGUGCUAUAUAAUAAAG
This is a messenger RNA of Ruditapes philippinarum (Manila clam), 658 nucleotides long. Its product is annotated as zinc phosphodiesterase ELAC protein 2-like. The record is from RefSeq and is a predicted model, not a curated record. Lineage: Eukaryota; Metazoa; Mollusca; Bivalvia; Venerida; Veneridae. Gene Ontology annotation, biological process: mitochondrial tRNA 3'-end processing. Gene Ontology annotation, molecular function: 3'-tRNA processing endoribonuclease activity. Gene Ontology annotation, cellular component: mitochondrion.